Hypoxylon fragiforme is the source of this 1017-nucleotide messenger RNA. RefSeq names its product DUF1857-domain-containing protein. The transcript has 3 exons. The record is from RefSeq and is a predicted model, not a curated record. NCBI's taxonomy places the organism in Eukaryota, Fungi, Ascomycota, Sordariomycetes, Xylariales, Hypoxylaceae. The coding region runs from base 273 to 755 and encodes 160 amino acids.
UAUGUACCUCCAUAGUUAGGGGUUAGUAAAAUGUUAGGUAACGUAGGACUACAUGCCUCUAAGCUAGUAACAUAUCUCGCCCGCAUUCACGACCGGAAUUCCCCACCACAUAACGGAACUCUCGGGGUACCAUUGCCCAUAUGACGUCGCUGUCUCUUAAUUCGACCUAUUUUCUACCUCCUUCACACCUACAAAAACAGCAAGACCUUAAACCCGACGUAUAUUACUACUACCAAUCCACUUACAUUCCUACCUAAACAAAAACAAAAAAAAUGGUCACCCUCAACCUCGCCUACACCGCGCCCAUCAACCCCCCCUCCGCCUCCCCUCCCCUCUCCCUGCCACAAGUCUGGGCCGGGCUGCAGCGCAAGGUCCGCCACGCACCCGAAUUCGUCCCGCUCAUCACCGAAUGCACCGUGCUCUCCUCGACCACCGACGCCGAAACCGGGAAUCUCAAGGUCGUGCGCGAGGUACGAUUCGACUCCGGCAAGCUGGUCAAGGAGGUGUGCGUGCACUUCGCGCCGUGCCGCGUGGACUUCGAGCAGACGGACGGGAGCACGAUCUCGAAUAUCGCGAGCAUGGGCGCCGAUGGCGAGCUGCUGUUGACGUACGCGUUCGAGUGGAGGCACCCCGGCGUGGAGGAGGGGAGUGAGGAGGCGAGGGCGUUGGAGGAGAGGAGCUGGAAGACCGCGAAGAUGGCUGUGCAUGGGAGUAUUGACACUAUUCGCCGACUAGUAAAGGAUGGCAAGAUAUAGAGAUGGUGUAGUGCUUGGCCUUGUCCUUGGUAUUUAAUUAAUUAGGCCUCGAGACUGAUAGAAACAUUUCCACCAUUUCCAUUUCCACCACGGCCACUGUAGCCUAUGGCAUUAAUAUGGCACGCAUGAUAUAUGUACUUACCUACCGGCAUAUGAAUAGGUAAGAACGAAAACCCCGGAUAUGCCGGCAGACCCCGCGAUCGUAUGAGAGAUCCAGCCGAAAGAAAGACUUUAUGUGGCAGAUCCUUCAAGAAGGAUUGAU